AUGGCUAACGCGAAGCUGCUGGCCGUAUUUGCUCUCCUGCAGGUCCUAUCGGUCCUCCUCCACGUCCAUGGCGUCUCCGGGGCCAUCAGCCUGACGCACAAGCGUGCAAAGCGGCCCGGCGGCGGGAAAUGCCACAUCAGCGGCUUCCUCCGCGGCAAGGCCGGCAAGUGCAACCCGGAGCACGGUUCCGACUGUUGCGUCUCCGGCCACCGCUACCCGCAGUUCCGGUGCUCGCCCCCGGUGUCGGCGGAGACGCCGGCGAUCCUGACGCUGAACAGCUUCGCGGCAGGAGGAGACGGUGGAGGCAAGUCCUUCUGCGACAACCGGUUCCACCCGGACAGCGCGCGGGUGGUGGCGCUGUCCACGGGGUGGCUGCGCCUGGACGGCACGCGAAGGUGCAACAAGAUGAUCCGCAUCAACGGGAACGGGCGGUCGGUGCUGGCCAAGGUGGUGGACGAGUGCGACUCGGUGAACGGCUGCGACGAGGAGCAUAAUUUCGAGCCACCGUGCCCGAACAACGCCGUGGACGGAUCGCCGGCGGUGUGGAAGGCGCUGGGGCUCAAGCAGUCGAUUGGAGAGUUCAAGGUCACCUGGUCUGAUGUCUGA
Molecule: messenger RNA, 606 nt
Organism: Hordeum vulgare subsp. vulgare (domesticated barley)
Lineage: Eukaryota; Viridiplantae; Streptophyta; Magnoliopsida; Poales; Poaceae
Product: putative ripening-related protein 4
Exons: 1
Coding region: 1-606 (201 amino acids)
Source: RefSeq, a predicted model, not a curated record